Messenger RNA from Nicotiana tabacum (common tobacco), 1221 nucleotides. The record is from RefSeq and is a predicted model, not a curated record. Lineage: Eukaryota; Viridiplantae; Streptophyta; Magnoliopsida; Solanales; Solanaceae.
AUGGGGUUGAAUGACUCGUACAGUCAAGCUAGGAGUCAGAUCUUGAUUAUGAAUCCUACACCAACUAUUAAUCAAGCCUAUGCCUUAAUCAUCAAUGAUGAAAGCCAAAAGUUAGCUGUUGCUGCCUCUAGACUAUUGGGUGCAAAUCUAACCAUGUCUGCAAAUCAUUAUGAUGUGGUUAUGCAUACCAGAACUAGACAUGGAGGAAAUCAGAAAUUCAAGAAGAACUACAAUAUCCAAUGUGAUUUCUGCAAAAUGAAAGGACAUAAUAAAGAAAAUUGCUGUAAAAUUGUGGGGUAUCCUCCUGAAUUUAAGAAUAGGAAGAAAGGGAAAGUUGGAAAUGCAGUACAUAGGAAAGCUCAAUUACAAUAUGGGACAAGGAGCUACUACUUAGCUGAAUGUAAUGCAGUAGGUAUUAGUACUGCUUGUUUAGCUUCUACUAGUCUACAAGAGUGGAUAAUCGACACUGGUGCUAUCAAUCAUAUGGUAGUUGACAUAGGUCUGUUGAACAAAGCCUCCAUUAUGCAACCACACUAUCCAAAGAAAGUGUUCCUACCUAAUGGAGAUAUCACACAUGUGGCUCACACUGGUUCCAGUAAUAUCUCUAAUAGAAUCACAAAUCUCUUCAAUGGGCAGGGGAGAGUGAUUGGUAGAGAAGACAUACAUGUUGAUUUAUGGGGGCCUUACAAAUUACCUACAACUGAUGGAAGCAAAUACUUCUUAACAGUGGUUGAUGACUAUACUAGAUUUAAUUGGAUAUAUCUGUUGAAAUUGAAGUCUGAUGUGAGCACUAUGCUACAGAAGUUCAUUGCAUUUGUCAGAACCCAGUUUGAUAAGCUAAUCAAGGUAAUCAGAACAUAUAAUGGUACUGAAUUUGUAAAUUCGAAAUCUAAAAAGCAAACAACUGUGCCAAAAAGCUCAGCAGAAGUAGAAUAUAGAAGCAUUGUUGCCACAAUGGCAGAACUAAUCUGGAUGAUUGGCUUACUAAAAGAAGUUGAUUUUCAGAUCAAACUACCUGUUGAGAUUUACAGUGAUAAUAAAGCUUCUAUGCAGGUUGCAACCAAUCCAGGAGCCGCAGGUGCGAGGGUCGCAUGCACGGAAGGUGGCCGCAGACGCGGAAUUUUGGAAGGUGGGGAUCGAGCGCAGGUGCGCAAGCUUGGCCGCACCUGCGAGCCCGCAGGUGCGAGGAAUAAGGCGCAGGUGCGGGGUCUGGGCGUUUGA